Emericellopsis atlantica is the source of this 4155-nucleotide messenger RNA. Its product is annotated as Indigoidine synthase A like protein-domain-containing protein. The record is from RefSeq and is a predicted model, not a curated record. The transcript has 6 exons. The coding region runs from base 1 to 4011 and encodes 1336 amino acids. Gene Ontology annotation, molecular function: protein binding; pseudouridylate synthase activity. NCBI's taxonomy places the organism in Eukaryota, Fungi, Ascomycota, Sordariomycetes, Hypocreales, Bionectriaceae.
AUGAGCUGCCAGCGAGUGUUCACGCCUCUGAGGAGGCAAUCUCAGGGGUUUCCGGACGGUCUGCAUGUCUCCAAGGAGAUCAGGCAGGCAAUCGCCGACAGGCAGCCUGUGGUGGCGCUGGAGUCGACAAUCUACACGCACGGAGCUAUGGGAAAGGAUCUCGCCUAUGAACACGAAGAGCUGAUCCGGAGCUAUGGUGGCAUCCCCGCUAUCAUUGCCAUCGUUGACGGCGUACCUACCGUUGGUGUGUCGCCGAGCGAGAUCGUACAGAUGAUUGAGGCGGGCAAUGCCGUCAAAGUGUCAAGGAGGGAUGUGUCGUAUCUCGUGGGGAUGGGCCUAGCUGGGCGUAAGAUCCAUGGUGGCACCACAAUCUCAGGCACCAUGCUUCUCGCUCGUCUGGCCGGCAUCCGCGUCUUCGGAACUGGCGGCUUGGGUGGCGUCCACCGCGGCGGCGAGAACACAAUGGAUGUCUCGGCUGAUCUCACAGAGCUGGGACGCACCAGGGUCGCCGUUGUAGCAAGCGGAUGCAAAGGGUUCCUCGACAUCCCGCGGACGCUCGAGUUCCUCGAGACGCAGGGCUGUCUCGUUUCGACCUUUGCCGACGGACGGAGCAAGGACAUUGACUUCCCCGGGUUCUGGGCACGCAACAGCGGCACACCGAGUCCCUCAGUCGUCAACACGGAGCGCGAGGCGGCGGCUAUGAUUCUGAGCCAAGAGAGACUGAACAUUGAGUCUGGUCUUCUCUUUGCCAACCCAGUCCCCGAAGAAUACGGUAUCCCGCUGCCUGAGAUCCGCGCCGCCAUUGAGCAAGCAGUCACCGAGGCGGAUGAGAAGGGCUUCACUGGCAGCAAAAACACACCGUACGUUCUCGGGAGGCUGAAGGAGCUGACGGGCAACAAGGCGGUCGUGGCCAACAUAGCGCUUGUCAAGUCGAAUCUCAUCAGGGCGGCCAAUGUCGCCGUUGAGCUGGCGCGCUUGGAAGACCCGUCGUUCCAGCCCACUGCGAGCCAACAAUCGACACCAUCUGCACCAGUCCCUGCCCAUGCCCCGAUCCCAAGUGACCCUUCCUCUGACAUUCUCGUUGCUGGCUCGGUGGCCGUCGACCUGAGCUGCGAUUACACACCAUCUUCCAAGAGCGAAAUUGCACCACAACUGCAUACCUCCAACCCGGCAGCUAUCCGGCAAUCUGUAGGUGGCGUCGGACACAAUGUCGCGCUCGCUGCCCAUCGUGCCAGCGGAGACAAGUCUCGUGUCAAGCUGGCCAGUCUCAUUGCCAACGAUACCUGGGGCUCUACAAUCCUGUCAUCCCUCGAGUCCGAGGGCCUCGAUCCGGUCUUGGUGUCCAAGCUUCAAGACACACAGACGUACCGCACAGCCCAAUAUGUCGCCAUUAACGAUGGCAAGAAAGAUCUCGUCAUGGCCAUGGCCGACAUGGACAUUUUCAACUACGACGCCGACCCUGAUUUGCUCAAGCGUGUCCUAGAGCAAAGCCGACCAAAUUGGCUUGUUGUCGACGGCAACUGGAGCGAGACCAACAUCAAGACACUCGUCAAAGCAGGAGCGAAAGGCGAGUGCAAUAUCGUGUUUGAGCCGGUGUCGGUGGAGAAAUCGCGACGACUCUUCGGUCUCACGAAUGGAGCUCCCGCGCUCACCGUCUUCCCCCAGUCGAGUAUGGACCUCGCCUCGCCCAACACGUAUGAGCUGGCGGCCAUGUAUGAGCAGGCCAAGCAGCGAGGGUACUUUGACACCAAUGAAUGGUUCGGCGUCAUCGACGCGUUCGGCAUGCGUGGUGCGAGGGAGAAGUUUGUGUACAUGACCUCGCGCGAGCUGACUGAUGCUGGCAUCCCGGUCCAGAUGGUGCAGCUUCUACCGUACAUACCCACGAUUGCCACCAAGCUGGGACCCAAAGGCGUGUUGCUGGCCACCCUCCUUAGACCAGAGGAUCCUCGUCUGUGGGCAACGGAGGAGCGGCAGCACAUCCUCGCGCGCGCAGUGGACCAUCCCACCAUUGGUGGCAUCUACAUGCGCCUAUACCCGGCCGUCGAGAAUGUCGAAGACGUGGUGUCUGUCAAUGGCGCAGGCGACACGUUCCUGGGCGUUCUGGUGUCAGGACUUGCGCAGGGGGCGAGAGUCGACAAGAUGAUUGAUGUCGCGCAGCAAGGCGCUGUCAUGUCGUUGCGCUCGGCGGAGGCGCCUCCGCCUAAUUAUCCACCACGCAUCAACCUUCAAUCACCUCCCACCAUGGCACCGCGCAAAGCCGACGAUGACGACAUGUCAAGCGAGACAUCGGUCUCUGGCAGCGAAUUCUCCGGUUUCGAGUCGGAUGAAGCCACCUCCAAGGUGCCCCGCGGCGGUAUCUUUGAGAAGGACUCGGACGAGGAAGAGCUCGAGCGCCUUGUUCUAGGCAACAAGGCCGGAUUCAAGGACUCGCUCUUCCAGUACAAUGGCGCUGAGGCGGACCAUCAAGAUGAAGACGGCGACAUUGACCUCGCGGACGAGGUGAACGAACUGGAGGACGUUGCCGAUGCAGAUCUCUUUGCGUUCGACACAGGCCCAUCCGGCGCGAAACCUGCCCCCGCUGUGACAAAGGAACGCACGACUGGCCCCGAUCCGGCCGUGUGGGAGGAUAGCGACGACGACAGGCUUGCCAUAUCCCUCGCGAACACGAACCGUCUCCGGAAACUGAGGAUAUCCGAGGCAGAGGACGUGGUCAGCGGCACAGAAUACUCUCGACGACUACGCCAGCAAUAUCUCCGAUUGAACCCGCAGCCGGCCUGGGCGACAGCAUCUCAAGGACGGCCGUCCAAGGGCAGGAGAAAAUCGGCCGCUACAUCUGAUUCUUCGGCCAGCGACGCCGACGACUCAGACGUCGAGGCUCAGCCGCUGGAGAAGUUCUUGCGGGAUGUCAACAAACUGUCAGAAUCCGGUAUGGCCUCAGGGCAAGGCAAGAGGAGACUGAAGCCCGAGACGCUGGACAUUCAGCGCACGAGGGAGAUUCCCGACCGCCACAGAGCGCCGGCCGACUGCCUUUCCUUCCACCCCGAGUUCCCCGUCCUCCUCUCCUCCAGCAAGGCGGGCGUGCUGUACCUGCACCAUAUUGCGCCCGAGGCCCACCCGACACCGAACCCGCAGUUGACGUCUGUGCAAGUCAAGCAGGUGGACGUGCGACGGGCCGAAUUCAUGUACCCCAAGGGCGACAAGAUCUUCUUUGCCGGGCGGCGGCGGUACUUUCACCACUGGGAUCUGCCCUCGGGCGUGGUGCAGAAGACGUCGCAGAUCCAGGGCCACGGGCUGGAGCACAAGACCAUGGAGCACUUCAAGAUGAGCCCUUGCGGACGGUACAUGGCGCUCAAGGCGUCGACGAAGAAGAGCGGCGGCAUUGUGAGCAUCAUCAGCACGGGCUCGAUGCAGUGGAUCGCGUCGGCGAGGAUGACGAGCCAGGAUGGUAUCGCGGACUACGCCUGGUGGCGGAGCGGUGAGGGGCUGAGCGUUCUGGGCCGGGACGGACAGGUGGGCGAGUACAGCGUGGAGAGCAAGAAGUUCCUCGGGAUAUGGCACGACGACGGCUCCGUCGGGGGCACCGUCAUCGCGCUGGGUGGUCGCGGCGGACCGCAUGCACUAGGUGAGGAUCGCUGGGUCGCCGUGGGCUCCAACACGGGCAUCACCAACAUCUACGAACGCUCUACGCUCAUCGACAAGAAGAAGAACAUCGACGACGACGACGUCGCCCUGCACGAGGACCCCACGCCCACCCGUGUGUUCGAGCAGCUCAUCACGCCCAUCACCACACUCACAUUCAGCCCGGACGGCCAGCUGCUGGCGUUUGCGUCGGUGCACAAAAAGGACGCGCUCAAGCUGGCGCAUCUGCCCACGUGCACCGUGUACAGGAACUGGCCGACGGAGCAGACGCCGCUGGGCCGGAUCUCGAGCGUCGCGUUUGGAAGGGGCAGCGACCUGUUGGCGGUGGGCAACGACGGUGGCCGGAUUCGCAUGUGGAAUAUCCUGAGCUGAGCUGUAGUGAAAUAGAGAUGUAAUUACGACGGCGUGUGAAUUCGGCCUUAGCGUGCUGUGAUGCCUGUCGCGCUGGUGAAGAUGGGUUGCACCGCAAAUACAUAACUCGAAUCCCCUUCACGAGGACGCAACAUCCAAGUGAAC